Molecule: messenger RNA, 2094 nt
Organism: Psilocybe cubensis
Lineage: Eukaryota; Fungi; Basidiomycota; Agaricomycetes; Agaricales; Agrocybaceae
Exons: 2
Coding region: 1-2094 (697 amino acids)
Molecular function (GO): protein binding
Source: RefSeq, a predicted model, not a curated record
AUGAGCUUCCUCCAUCGCCGACGCUCGCUUCAAGCCCCACUUCUCGUUAAGGAGAAGGAAAAAGACCAAAAACAAACAGUUCCAGCCGUCUCUUUGAUCCCAGCACCAUCAAUAUCUGCUGCUGCCGCCAUCGAGAAUGUUCCGCGAAAGGGGACGCGAACACGGACUACGAGCGCGUUAGGUGUCAUCAAACGCGUCUCGUCCAUUUUUACAGGCUCGACGCCGCGCAAGAAGGCACCUCCCAGUUUGUCGAUCGUCGAUCACGCGCUCGAGACAAAUUCCCGGCCGCGCUCGUUCAACUUUGAAGUUUCCUCCAUAAUCUCCUCCACCGAGUCCGAAGACGACAUACGCAGGCCGAGUGGCCUGGGUAGCCCCGUCGCGCUCACUAUACACUCCAACUUGUCGCUACCGCCGUCUCCGUUUUCUCCGACAGGCCCACAGGAAGUUUACAACGCGUAUACUUUUGAUGGGAAUGGCGAGUACCAGCGGACCAGGGCAGUUAGCUCACCUAACCUGCUCCGGUCGCUCAGCUGGAAGGUCAGAGAGAAAGUCAAGGCGCACCAUGCGUCGAUCACGCCCAGCCCGACUAGCGAACAACCGCCAUCGCCGCUGUCGCGGAUGUUUUCGAUUCAGUUCCCGUCCGAAAUCCUGGUCCUCGUCAUGGCCCACCUACCUCGACAUGACGUAGCGAUCGCUGCUACAGUCUCCAAACUAUACGCCGCGGCUGCACGUAAAGCGUUAUAUGAUUCUCUAGACUUUGACUCGCUCUCCCCGUCCCAGGCAGAAAGAUUAAUUGCGCAAUUGGCGUCGCGAAGGGAUUUGACAGACCUAGUAACGACGUUCGUCUGCCGAGCUUGGCCACCUUUCUACAUGUCAGGCAGUGGCGUACACGGACAGCCGUCUGCCCAGAAUGGUCGUGAAUUCAAGCACCAGGACGCCUUGCUAACGGCAACCUUCACACUGGCGCUAGAGCGCAUGUCGAACCUCCACUCACUUACAUUACCUUCCUUUGACCCAUCCCUUCUUUCCCAGUACUCCGUGUUUGGUCUCAGAAGCUUGACAUUGCUAAAUCAUGCCUCGACAGAUACCGAAAUCAAGGAGAUCCUUACCUGGUUGGACGCCCAAGCUAACAUCACAUGCCUACGAUUCCCGAAUCUUGAAGAUAUACCUCCGAAAGCCUCAGACAUACCAGUCCUUAAUCUUGACGAUACCCAAUCAACCACCGAGCCAUCAACGCCAUUCCUUCGCCCGUAUACUUCCAACGGUUUAUCCCCGCAUGUCUCUCCUUUGUCGUCGCCCCGCUCAACCAUCUUCCAUUCGCCAUCCACGCCGCCUAGUCCAUCCGCUAUAUUGCCCGCGUCGACGUUGCUACCGAACCUGAAAAUUCUCCAUGCGUCAUCUACCUUGGCUAUGCUACUCUUACCUUCUGAGCCACACGUUCGUCAAACGCUUACAUCCGUAACCCUGAACAUCAGCGCCACCCUGUACAACGGCCUGCGGCCUGCCGCUCUGAUGUGCGCCCUGAAAGGCAUCACGCACCUCUCUCUCCGAUUCAGCGAAAAUGUCGAUAAACGGACGCUCGAAAAAGUCGUGGGCGCUGCUGGAGCCUCGUUGGGUUUGGUGUACCACAAAAGCCCGGUUACAGUGGACGUCACGCCUCCGGACGACUCUCAAACUCCGCCCAUUUCAACUUCGUCCAACAACGAACGGUCGGGCCUUCGUUCGCUAGAAAUCUCCUUUCCAAAACGCUCUACUGCUCCAUCGGGACGUGAAGAGGCCCUUUACAAGAGCCUGCAUGCAUCGCUGGCGCGAUACAAGAUGCUUACUUCUCUGCGGCUUUUCGUCGACCAUCCCGAUCAACCAGAUGAGCAAGAUUAUGACGGAGUAGAUUCCGAUGCGCAGAAGGAGAAAGGCAAACACAACGCGAGCACGCCACCGCCUCCUUCUGCGCUAGAGCUCAUCCUCAUCUCCUCGUGGGUGAAGCUCUGUCCCACCCUAGAGUUCAUCACACUUUUCUCUGGUUCGCGCUGGGACCGCGCUACCCAGCCCAUCCAGAAAACGCAAUCGGAACCGAAGGUGUUCAAGUUUCCAUAA